Messenger RNA from Pygocentrus nattereri (red-bellied piranha), 1062 nucleotides. Its product is annotated as C-type lectin domain family 4 member F-like. NCBI's taxonomy places the organism in Eukaryota, Metazoa, Chordata, Actinopteri, Characiformes, Serrasalmidae. Bases 315 to 887 code for a protein of 190 amino acids. The record is from RefSeq and is a predicted model, not a curated record. The transcript is spliced from 9 exons.
GCAGCUUCUUCUCAUCCAGCAGACGCUAAACCGAGCAGAUGAGCUUGACUCCACAGUUCCAGAGGAUGACGGACGAAGACUUGAAGGAAUGCAGCAGGUUUGACCUGGAUGGAGGACGUAGGAAGUCACAGAGAGAUUACGUCCAUGGGAAGUGGGGUCUUGUCCUGCUGGUAUCAGCGGCGUUGGUCAUCCUCGUCCUGUUUGUUAUGAUUUUUGUCGUAUAGUCUCAGAACAGGACGUUGACUGAGGUGGUGAAACUGUCUUCUUCUGUAGAGUCUCUGUCCUCUAAGCAACAGAGCACAGAUCAGAGAGUGAUGGCUGCUCUGAAUGAAAUCAAGAAUGAACUGGAGGGCAGCACUGUACAAGCAAUAUCUCAUCACGGGAUGAUGUUUGCAAUGAUUAGACUGUCUUCUUCUGUAGAGUCUCUGUCCUCUAAGCUGAAGAGCACAGAUCAAAGAGUAAUGGAUGCUCUGAGUGAAAUGAAGGCUAUGCUGGAGACCAUGUAUGUCCUAACAGGAGGAUCGACUUGUGAGCCUGGAUGGACUCUUUUUCGCUCCAAGUGUUACCUUUUCUCCGAUGACAAACUGAACUGGCACGAGGCACGAGAUUACUGCAGGUCCCAGAAUGCCUCAUUGGUCAAGCUGGAAACCAAAGAUGAAUGGGCGUUAAUACGGCCUCGGGCUGCCUCGAAUUCCUACUGGAUUGGUCUCACUGAUGAAGACACAGGGCAGUGGAGAUGGGCCGAUGGAACGCCUUACGUCAUGAAUAAAGAUGACUGGUUAGAAGGACAGCCGGACGACUGGAAGGAACAUGGUCUGGGAAAAGAAGGAGAAUUGGACAUAUUGCAACGUAUGGGAAGUUUAACGACGCCCACUGCUCUUCUAUAAUGAACUACAUCUGCAAGGUGUAGAUCACACGGCAUUAAUGACUGAUAUGUUGGAUGUUCAUGAAACAAAAUCAUGUUGUUUAACAUUUUAGCGAAUCAAAACUUUUCUAAACAAAACCACGUUCUUCUAAUUUUCUUUUGCUUUUUCGUACGAUUAAUAAACCUGACUCAUUCUC